This is a messenger RNA of Vitrella brassicaformis, 2820 nucleotides long. Lineage: Eukaryota; Vitrellaceae. The record is from the annotation of a GenBank genome assembly.
CGCCACGGCAACCAAGAGGACAGCAGCAGCAUCAGCAGCAUCAGCAUCAGCAGCAGCAGCCAGGGUGCCCGUGAGGAAGAUCCCAGGUCCUGCUGCGGCCCACGAGGCUGUGAGUGCGCCGAGGAUGGUGGGGAUGGACAGCGCGUCGCUGUCUUUGGCCGUGCAGAGUGCGGUGGUCGAUGGCUAUGACGACCACCCCUUCUGGCUGGCGGCUGCGAGGCGGUUCAGAGCCCUCCUGCAGGACCCGGCUCCGCUGCACCUCGACGUAUGUGAUCGAUGUGCGUACGUGUGUGCGCACAAUAAAUAGGAUAAUGCGAUGCACUGCACAUUUAUCUGUCUGUCUGCAUGUGUGUGUGCGUGUGUUGGGUAUCAGGAUGCGGCAACUCUGCUUGGCUGCUUCGUCCAGGCAGGAUGGGCUGAGACGCCCGACGUCGACAACCAGCAGCAGCAACACGCCUCAGCGGAGGCCGAUCCACUCCCCUCCCCCUCUCCCUCUCCCUCUCCACCUCGUGUGUUGACGGACCGCGAGGCGCUCGAGGCUGCUGUAGCGGCUGACGUGCGGCGGCUGUCGCUGGCGGAGCUGUGCGGCGAGAGGAUAUCGGGCGAAAUGGACCGCAUGACCGCCAUGCACAUCGCCAUGGUACGCACCCACACACUGACUGACACACAACACGUUGCAUGGAUGGAUGGAUGGGUAUCUGUCUGUCAGUUCACGUCAGCCUUCUCCCUGUCGGGCCACGCCAGCGCGCCCCUCUACGCCGCCCUGGCCACGCGCAUGAGGGACAAAAUCCGACUGUCGUCGGCCACGCCCGAGAGCAUCGCCAUCUUCAUUUGUGCGUACGAGCGGCUCACUGCCAAGGGCCUGUGUGGCGUGUCGAUGGAGCUGCUCGACGUGUGCCUCAAGAUCGUCAAAGACCACGUGGGGGCCUUCUCGGCCGGCGACCUGAGCAACGUGCUCGCGUGUGUGGGCCGGAUGCACCUCAGAGACCACACACUGGUGGGUGGGUGGGGGCUCGUUGGUUGGGGACCAUCCAUCCAUCCAUCCAUCGAGUGUGUGUGUGUGUGUGGCAGACCCCAGUGCUGUUUCAGCGCGCCUCGCAGACCUUCCUGGAGCCGAAGGAGGACGGCACGGGCGCCCAGUUUGUGUGCUCCUUGUCGGCCUCACAGAUGGUGGCACUCCUCACCGCUUUCGCCAGGACACAAUGCCCAAACGAGGUAGGUAGGGCGUGUCGGUCAGCUCAGCUGUGUGUGUGGGGGUGUGGGUGUGGCGGGGGGCAUGUUCGCCGUGUGUGUGUGUGUGUGUGUGUGUGUGGCGUUAGAUGUUGUUCAAGGCGGCUGCGGAGCUCUUGAAGGACGGGCGGUUCUUGACGCAGCUGACGCCGGGCGACAUCACCGAUGCCGUCUACGCCUACGCCAAGUUCCACCUGCAGCACCCGGUGCUCUUCGACCUCUUGUGUGUCGAGGCUCGCAAGAAGCUCCACCAGUUCACCAUGCCGCAAAUCAGCCAAGUGAGAUGAGCGACAGAUGGGAAGCGGCCGACGCACAAUUCUGACCUGCAUCUCUCUCUGUUGUCUGUCUGUGUGAUGAUGUGCGUGUCGAUCGGUCAGCUGCUGAUAUCUCUGGCGCGUUCGGGUGCGACCUCUCCGGUGCUGACGGACCGUGUGGCGACGCUCAUCAGCCGCACUCUGCACCGAACCGACUCCACCAUUGGCGAGGCCUUCAAGGACACGACAGCCGUCGAGGUGCUCAACCUGGCGAUGGCCAUGGCGCGGUUCCUGGUCCGCAGCCCACAAACCUUCAAAGUGCUGUCCAUCGUCCUGCAGUCGCCCUCCCCACACACAGCCCACGACAGCUCGGUCAUCGAGUGAGUGCGUGAGCCGGCCUAGCGACCCCAGGAUGGAUGGAUGGAUGGACGGAUGUGCGUGUGUGUCAGAGAUCUGCUGGGAUCGGACCACGGGGUGUCGGUGCCAGAAGUGUCGCCAUCAGCUGCUGCUGCUACUGAUGAGCAGCCACCAGCUGAGGGCCGGCCGUCUCGCGGCUCGCGCCUCAAGGCUUUGGGUGUGAUCGACAUUGUCAAUGUGUAUCACGCCUGGGCAAAGGUGCACCUCAACGACCAGCCACUCUUCCAGGCAGGCAGGCAAACACGCACACGACACGACCCAUACCAGGCCGCACCAUCUCAGAUGGUGUCUGUGAUUGCCUUACAGAAGGCCAGCAUCGAGUUGGGUGCGGCACUGUCGUGCGGCCGCGUGACGCCCGCCCUUGGCAUCAAGUACCUGUCGGCGUGCAGCAAGUUGGCCUACCGUGACCACGACCUGCAGACGGCCGUCAUAGAACUCAUCAAGACACACGGAGUCGACAAACUCACCGUCGUCGAGGCGAGUCGAGCCGAGCCGAGCAACCACACAAACCAAUCCAAUCCACACACACACGCAGCCAAAUCACAUCUGUGUGUGAUGCCUGCAGCUGCUCAAGUGUGCGACGGCGGUGGAUCGGUUGGGUGUGAGUUUCCCCGAGUUGGAGGCGCAUGUGAGCAAGGUGCUGCCCAACGAGGUGCGGCUGCGGGAGCCGGUCCACUGGCGGGGCUACAGCGCCUUCACCAAAAUCAAGAGGGGACCGCUGCCGAGAAAACGCAAAUGGGGCUGGUAGACAGACAGACAGACAGAGAGGCAGACAGACAGACAGAGCGAUGGAUGGAUGGGCCAAACCUCCGAGGGAGGGGAGGGGGUACUGUCCGUGAGGGAGGGAGUGUGUCAAUGUGCACACAGGGAGGUUGCGUGCGUAUGCAAAAAAGAUAUAUAUGCGGCUGGGUUAAGUGGG